This is a messenger RNA of Aspergillus heteromorphus CBS 117.55, 1638 nucleotides long. Its product is annotated as ATP-dependent RNA helicase eIF4A. Lineage: Eukaryota; Fungi; Ascomycota; Eurotiomycetes; Eurotiales; Aspergillaceae. The record is from RefSeq and is a predicted model, not a curated record. The coding region runs from base 55 to 1254 and encodes 399 amino acids. The transcript has 5 exons. Gene Ontology annotation, molecular function: ATP binding; mRNA binding; RNA helicase activity. Gene Ontology annotation, cellular component: catalytic step 2 spliceosome; nucleolus.
CGAGCCUUUCCCUUUCCUUGCACCCCCACAGAUCACACACCUGGUGUAUUCAACAUGGCGGACGGUAUUGACAGACGCGCUGAUGACCGGAUGGAGUUCAACACCUCGAAAGAGGUGACGGUUGCUCCCACCUUCGAGGACAUGCACCUGAAGGAGAGCCUCCUCCGUGGUAUCUACGCCUACGGCUACGAAUCCCCGUCUGCGGUCCAGUCCCGUGCCAUUGUCCAGAUCUGCAAAGGUCGCGAUACCAUCGCCCAGGCGCAAUCCGGUACCGGUAAGACCGCUACAUUCUCGAUCAGUAUCCUUCAGGUCAUCGACACGGUCGUUCGCGAGUCUCAAGCGCUCGUCCUGUCUCCCACUCGCGAACUUGCAACCCAGAUCCAGUCGGUCAUCAUGGCUCUCGGCGACUACAUGAACGUUCAAUGCCACGCGUGCAUCGGAGGAACAAAUAUCGGCGAGGACAUUCGGAAGCUCGACUACGGUCAACAUGUGCUGUCGGGUACUCCUGGCCGUGUGGCCGAUAUGAUCCGCAGACGUCAUCUGCGCACCCGUCACAUCAAGAUGCUUGUUCUGGAUGAAGCCGACGAGCUCCUCAACCGCGGAUUCCGCGAACAGAUUUACGACGUCUACCGCUACCUCCCCCCUGCCACGCAGGUCGUUGUCGUGUCCGCCACCCUCCCUUACGAUGUCCUCGACAUGACCACCAAGUUCAUGACCGACCCCGUGCGUGUCCUGGUCAAGCGUGACGAAUUGACUCUCGAAGGCAUCAAGCAGUACUUCAUCGCGGUCGAGAAGGAGGAAUGGAAGUUCGAUACCCUGUGCGAUCUGUACGACACUUUGACGAUUACCCAGGCCGUCAUCUUCUGCAACACCCGUCGCAAGGUCGACUGGCUCACCGACAAGAUGCGCGAGGCCAACUUCACCGUCUCCAGCAUGCACGGAGAGAUGCCCCAGAAGGAGCGUGACAGCAUUAUGCAGGACUUCCGCCAGGGUAACUCCCGUGUCCUUAUUUCUACCGACGUCUGGGCCCGUGGUAUCGACGUCCAGCAGGUGUCCCUGGUCAUCAACUACGACCUGCCCACCAACCGUGAGAACUACAUCCACCGUAUCGGUCGAAGCGGUCGUUUCGGCCGUAAGGGUGUUGCCAUCAACUUCGUCACCAGCGAUGACGUGCGCAUCCUCCGUGACAUUGAACUGUACUACUCCACUCAGAUCGACGAGAUGCCGAUGAACGUUGCCGACCUCCUGUCGUAAACACACCCACGCAUACUUGAUUAACUCUCGUCCAUCUCGAAAAGUUACCUUGUGGACCAUCUCCCUCGCACCUGGCCCCCGCAACACCUACACCAGGCCACCACCCACUCUUGUCACGAACCAGAACCAAUACCACAAAAUGGAAAGGAAUGGAAAGCAAUGGGGUUUUAAAUACCCUCCAGUGUAUGUGCAUGUGCAUCGGAGGCCAAGAAAAUAAAAAACCGCGUGGAGGAAAUGGGAAAAUUACCAAAUUGUGAUAUCCUCAUCCAUCACCCAUCAUACAGACAGACAGACAUACAUACACACAUACAUAUAUCUCCGGCGCUUUCUGCAGCCUGUCUAGGAUAUCGAUUGCGAUCUGAUCCUUUUUUUUUCUGCUUUCUU